AUGGCAGAUAGCGGAAACACCAGGGACCGGCCCACGCAGGACGAGUUGCGGCGGUUCCAUAGGCUUGUGGCAGACUUUCAUGCCGGCGUCGACGUGAGGGACCGCAAGUACCACCUGCGGACAUACCCCAAUGUCUUUGUUGGCUCCGAGGCGGUGAGCUGGCUGGUCGAGUCGAGCAUUGCCGCAGAGCGGACGGAAGCUGUGCAUAUCGGUCAGAUCCUGCUCGAGGCUGGUAUCUUUGGCCAUGUCAAGAGCAAGCACGGCUUUAAGGACGAGCAUCUGUUCUAUCGAUUUGCCGACCACGCCGGGGCGCCGAGCCGCCACGAUUCGGACGACGAGUCAGAGGCCGGCACGCCGCUGCCAGACAACGCAGAUUCAGAGCUGUGGUCGUCGGCCGGCUCGUUUAUGCUCCAGGUCGCUGGUAUUCCCAUGGAGCGCAAGAUCUCCGUGGUCGAGGAGUUGUUCCACGAUGCGCCGCCGGCGAGCCUGGAGGAUCUCGCUCUCGCGCCCGACGACGAGCACAACCAAGCGCUGGUGGCCAACGUCCAUCCGCUCGACUGGGAGUCGCCGGUGGACAACGCAGACGAACGGUACAACUUUGUGGUCAUCGGCGCAGGCACCGCCGGCCUCGUCACCGCCAUCGGCUCGGCCGGCUUUGAGGCGCGGGUCGCCAUCAUUGAGGAGCACCUGACCGGAGGCGACUGUCUCAACGUCGGCUGCGUCCCGUCCAAGGCCCUCAUUGCUGCCGGCCAUGCGGCGUACCGUGCCCGCAACGCCCACGAGUAUGGCGUGACGGUCGACAGCGUCUCGGUUGACUUUGGCCAGAUCAUGGAGCGCAUGCGCGAGAUCCGGGCCGAGAUCUCGGCCGACGACUCGGCGCACCGGCUGAAGGAAAACGGCGUCGACGUCUUUUUCGGCCGCGGCAAGUUUAUCGACGCCAAGUCGAUCGAGGUCAACGGCGUAGUGCUCAACUUUAAGCGAGCAUGCAUCGCGACCGGCGGCCGGCCGGGCAUCCCCAACAUUCCGGGCCUCGCCGAGGCCGAGCCGCUGACCAACCUCUCUGUCUUCAACCUUACCGAGCUUCCGUCGCGGCUGGCGGUGAUCGGGACCGGGCCGAUUGGGUGUGAGCUUGCCCAGACUUUUGCCCGCUUCGGCUCGCUGGUUGUCCUCACCGGGCGGUCGGGCUCGAUCCUGCGCAACGAGGAACCCGAUGCCGCCGUCGUUCUACAGGCGCAGCUCGAGGCCGAAGGCGUCGACCUCCGGCUCAAUCUCGAGUACAUCUCGGUCCGUACCGAUCCCGAGACCGGAGUCAAGAUCUUGGUCGUCCGCGAGGACGGCGCAGACGUCGAGACCGAGAUUGUCGUCGACGAGAUCCUAGUUGCCGCCGGUCGCAAGCCGAACGUUGAUAACCUCGGCCUCGAGGCUGCCGGCAUCGAGUACUCGCCGCUCCACGGCAUCGCUGUCAACGAUUCGCUGCAAACAACCAACUCUUCGGUCUACGCUUGCGGUGACGUCGCGUCGUCGUUCCAGUUUACCCACAUGGCCGACGCCAUGGCUCGCAUCGUCAUCCGCAAUGCGCUUUUCUUUGGCUCGGCCAAGGUCACCGACCUCGUUGUUCCCUGGUGCACGUACACCUAUCCCGAGGUCGCGCACGUCGGGCUCUACGAGCGCGAUCUCGAGCGCGCCGGCGCGUCGUACACAGUGUGGAAGCGCGAGCUUGCCCACAAUGACCGCGCGCUUUGCGAGUCCGAGACCGCCGGCUUUGUCAAGGCCUUCACCGACGCCAAGGGCCGCAUCCUUGGCGCCACCAUUGUCGCCGAAAAGGCGGGCGAGAUGAUUUCUGAGUUUACCAUUGCCAUCAAGCACAAGAUCCCCCUUGGCGAGCUCGGCAAUGUCAUCCACCCGUACCCGACGCAGGCGUUUGAGAUCAAGCGGCUCGGCGACGACGCCAACCGGGCCCGUCUCACUCCGCUCGUCUUCAAGCUUCUCAAGACCGUCGUCAAGCUGCGGCGGUAGACAAUGUCUGCCUCCCCCCCCUCUCCCCCCCCCCCACACGCGCGCGCA
Molecule: messenger RNA, 2064 nt
Organism: Thecamonas trahens ATCC 50062
Lineage: Eukaryota; Apusomonadida; Apusomonadidae
Product: pyridine nucleotide-disulfide oxidoreductase dimerization region
Exons: 1
Coding region: 1-2016 (671 amino acids)
Biological process (GO): intracellular signal transduction
Molecular function (GO): oxidoreductase activity, acting on a sulfur group of donors, NAD(P) as acceptor; flavin adenine dinucleotide binding; NAD(P)H dehydrogenase (quinone) activity
Source: RefSeq, a predicted model, not a curated record